Molecule: messenger RNA, 3462 nt
Organism: Manis javanica (Malayan pangolin)
Lineage: Eukaryota; Metazoa; Chordata; Mammalia; Pholidota; Manidae
Gene: ZNF317
Product: zinc finger protein 317
Biological process (GO): regulation of immune system process; negative regulation of transcription by RNA polymerase II; regulation of cytokine production
Cellular component (GO): nucleoplasm
Molecular function (GO): RNA polymerase II cis-regulatory region sequence-specific DNA binding; DNA-binding transcription repressor activity, RNA polymerase II-specific
Source: RefSeq, a predicted model, not a curated record
UGAAGCGGAAGCCAUUACUCUCAAGAGGCGACUGCAGCUAUACACAUGGGCGGAGUGUGUUUCCACAGCCGCUUCCUCCCGGUUGUUGGGGACCCUCGGCAUCCCCGCGGAGGACUGAACCUCCUGUGUGAACUUCUCGUCCCUUCGACGGCAGUUUCCGUGACCUCCGGCCCCCCGGUUGCCCCUUCAGCCGUAUGCCUCCUCAAAGAGUCCCGUGAUAGCAGGGGAGUAGCUUCCUGGUGCCAGUGCCCUGUUGUUGAGGGAAACUUCCCAGCAUUCUCACAGGAUGGCAGCUCUUGCCCUGACUCCCACCUGUGCUGUGCCCACUCAGGACCCUGCCUAUAUCCAGGAGUUGGAAAUUCCUCUUUCUUCAAAAGACCAUUCCAGUCCUCAGGAUGUGGACGUGUUUGCCUGCAGUGGCCUGGAGCCUCACGCUUCAGCCAGUGUUGGUUCCCAGGAAUCAUUGACUUUCCAGGAUGUUGCCGUGGACUUCACUGAGAAGGAGUGGCCCUUGCUGGAUUCUUCUCAGAGGAAACUGUACAAAGAUGUGAUGUUGGAGAACUAUAGCAACCUCACCUCAGUAGGAUAUCAGGUGGGCAAACCCCGCCUCAUCUCCCACUUGGAGCAAGAAGAGGAGCUGAGGAUGGAGGAGAAGGGACCUCCCUGGGACACUUCUCUUGAUUGGGAGACUCCAUCUAAAAGCAAAUGGUCAGUCCUCAUGGAAGAUAUUUUUGGGAAGGAAACAUCCAGUGGUAUGACAAUGGAAAGAACUAAUCUUGGAGAGAACCCCACUGAGUAUGCACAUCUGUUUGAAGUCUUCAGCCUGGGCACUCAUCUUACCCAGCAGAUGGGAAGACUCCCUGCCAAGAGGUCCUGUCACCGCCAGGACUAUGGUGUAACUUUCAAGAACAGGUCACAUAUAACCCAACGCAUAAGCAUUUACAAUGGGAGAAAAAUGCACGAAUGUCAUCAGUGCCAAAAAGCCUUUACCACAAGUGCUUCCCUUACACGGCACAGGAGGAUACACACUGGGGAGAAACCCUAUGAGUGCAGUGCCUGUGGGAAAGCCUUCAAUGACCCCUCAGCUCUCAGGAGUCAUGCACGGACUCACCUCACAGAGAAGCCCUUUGAUUGCAGCCAGUGUGGAAAUGCAUUCCGAACCCUCUCCUCCCUGAAGAUACACAUGAGGGUCCACACUGGGGAGAGACCUUAUAAGUGUGAUGAGUGUGGGAAGGCCUAUGGUAGAAGCUGCCACCUCAUUGCACACAAACGCACACAUACCGGAGAGAGACCUUAUGAGUGUCAUGACUGUGGGAAAGCCUUUCAACAUCCUUCACACCUCAAAGAGCACGUCAGAAAUCACACUGGAGAGAAGCCCUAUGAAUGCUCUCAGUGUGGAAAAGCCUUCCGUUGGAAGUCAAACUUUAAUUUGCACAAGAAGAACCACAUGGUAGAGAAAACAUAUGAAUGUAAGGAAUGCGGGAAAUCCUUUGGCGAUCUCUUAUCACGGAGAAAGCACAUGCGAAUUCAUAUCAUAAAGAAACCUGUUGAAUGUAGGCAGUGCGGGAAAGCCUUCAGAAACCAGUCCAUCCUUAAGACACACAUGAAUUCUCACACUGGAGAGAAACCAUAUGGAUGUGACCUCUGCGGGAAAGCCUUCAGUGCAAGCUCAAACCUGACUGCACACAGGAAAAUACACACCCAAGAGAGACGAUAUGAGUGUACUGCCUGUGGGAAGGUCUUUGGUGAUUACUUAUCCCGAAGGCGGCAUAUGAGCAUUCAUCUUGUAAAGAAACGUGUUGAGUGUAGACAGUGUGGAAAAGCCUUCAGGAACCAGUCGACCCUUAAGACACACAUGCGAAGCCACACAGGAGAGAAGCCUUACGAGUGUGAUCAUUGUGGGAAAGCCUUCAGCAUAGGCUCAAAUCUUAAUGUGCACAGGAGGAUUCACACUGGGGAGAAACCCUAUGAGUGCCUGGCCUGUGGGAAAGCCUUUAGUGACCACUCAUCCUUGCGGAGUCAUGUCAAAACCCACCGAGGAGAGAAGCUCUAUGUGUCGUCCAUGUGGAAGAGGCUCCAUUGACAGAGCUAUCUUAGGCACAAGAGCUCAAACUGGAAGGAAGCCUCAUGGCAGGCACUAGCCCCUGGUGACCUCAUUCGGCACAAAAGAAUCCGUGUAACUUAGGAGAAAUCGAAUUUGUGUGAUAAUUUGGAAAGACUUGGGGUUAUUUCUCUCAUAACUUUGGAGAUUGGUGAGAACUCACUCUGGGUAAGAAAAUGUGUAUCUAGUGUGGAGAAGCCAUCAGUGGGUAUUCAGCUCUUAAAAAAACAGGACAGCUUAGGGAAAGAAACCCUAUCUUAGUAUUUAAUGUUGAAGUGACUAGCAUCACCUUGCACCUUCUGGGCACAUGUGUAAGCACUGUACAGAGACUAAUGUGUAAAUUUACUGAUUGGCAAGGCUCUCCUGAUCUCACACUGUAUUCCUCAUGAGAGAAACAUUCAAGAGAAAAAUCUGUAGUAGGAAUGUGGGAAAGUCUACAGUAGGGUCAGUAAACUGGGUCAGUAAACUAUGGCUAGCUGUCUCUUUGUGCUUUAAAAAUAGUUAACUUAUUAAAAGAAUAAUAAAAAAACAUGUGACAGGUAGCAUAUAUGGCCCACAAAGCCUAAAAUAGUGCUAUCUGGCCCUUUACAGAAAAACCUGGCCAACCUUUGGUCCAGGAACAUCUCUCAACUGGGAGUGAUUUUGUUCCCCAGGGGACAUUUUGGCAAUGUCUGGAGACAUUUUUAUUACAACUGGGAGGAGGUGCUACUGGCAUAUAGUUGGAAGACAUCACGGAUGUUGCUAAAUAACCCUAUAAUGCAGAGGAGCCCCCGCAAAAGCAAAGAAUUAUAUGCCCCAAAAUGUCAUUAUUGCUGAGGUCAAGAAACCUUGGCUAAUACCAGGCCCUCAAUUUUUGUGAAACAUGAGUACUUGGAGAAAUUCCUAUUUAAAACUUAAAAAAAUGCAGUGUAAUUCUUUCAGGACCCAUGUGCGGACUCAUGUGGAUGUAAGUUCAGCACAGCCCCUUCAUGCAUUGAGUUAAGAGGAUUCACAUCCCAAUGGGAUUUUCCAGUGACAAUGGGAUUGUGUUUGUCUUUUCAUCAUGAAAACGGACCUCGCUAAUUUUUGGUCUUUAAGGUUAUGCUCUAAAUAGCCAUUACAUCUCACAAAAGGUUAUUUUUGUUAAUAAUUAUUGGUAUGUGUUCACUUCGGGUAACUUACUUGAGCAGUGGACUAUUUAGACUUGUCUUCUGUACCAUGUAAUGGUUAUUUUUAGUACUGUUACCAGUACCUAAUUCAAAUGCAUUAUGAUCAAAGCAUGGUGUCAUGUCAGCUGGAUCCUUUGGAGUGUUUCUGUCUCCUGCUCAGUCAGAAGUGGCAUGUACUUCUAUUGCUUCUCCAGUAUCUCAUCAUCUUCCAUA